Molecule: messenger RNA, 2660 nt
Organism: Anolis sagrei ordinatus
Lineage: Eukaryota; Metazoa; Chordata; Lepidosauria; Squamata; Anolidae
Gene: CENPU
Product: centromere protein U
Cellular component (GO): nucleus
Source: RefSeq, a predicted model, not a curated record
AUGAUUCCCCCUUCCUCUGGGUGCUCAGUUGGGACAUUCCCAGCGCGGCAAUUUGAGUUUGGACGGCGGGAAGAAGCAACCGGGAGGGAAAGCGCAGAAGAUUUAAAUAGGAAAGAAAUGCCAAAGAGAAAAGCAAAAGAUUCCAGGAAAGGACCAAGAGGACAUGAAGUCAAGUUGCAAUGUCAUAGGAAAUUGGAUUCUCCUGAUUAUCCAGAUGUGUCAAGUAUUUUGAAAGUUCCUGGAAUUGGCCAAACAGAAGAGUUUGACAAUGCGUUUGACCCUCCCUUACAUAGCACUGCUGUGUCUGACUAUGGAGGAGAAGAAGAGGAGGAGGGAGACAAAGGAGAAGAGGAAGAAGGGAAUAAGGAUCUGGAUUCAGAAGCUGAUGGUUCAACCAGCAAUUCAUCUGAUUCUGAGCCAGAAAAGAGAAAUACAAGAGAAAGGAAAGAUCAGCAUAGUGUGAAAUCAAGAGUGGCAAGGAAAGAUCCUCAAAAGGACCAUUUGAUGAAGAACAUGAUGUCUAGGAAAAGUGCUAAAUCCCAAAGGAAACAGAAGAAGGCCUCAGCAGACAUGGAGGAGGAUGACUCAGAUGAUCCACAUUUGGCUGAAGUGCACGUUCCCAAAGGGAAGAAAAAACGUGCCAAGCGUGUCACAGAAUAUGAGUUUAUUCUGGAGGAGUUUGACGAAGUAACAGAAAAAUACAAACAAGAAGUGGAACUGAAGACAUGCAGGCAAGCUAUUGAUAGCUUUUAUACUGGGUUCAGAGAUCAUCUCCUUGGCCUUAUGACAGGGGCAAAAGAACUGAAAAAAACAAAACUAAAAAAUAUGAAGAUGGUCAAAGAGACAAAUAAGAAAAGGAGGCGUUUGAUAGAAGUUAAAGAAGAAGUAAUUAAAACUGACUCACAGCUGAAGAAACUACAGCGGGAACAUGCUGAACUCAAAGAAAAAUUAUCCUCUCUCAGGAACGCAAGGCAGUUAAUCACCGAUUUAAAAGAUCUUCAACAAAAAUAUGCUCAGGAGAGAGAGAAAAACCCACAAGAAGAUGUAUUAUAUGGCAUUUCCAGCCUUCCUGCACUUCUGGUGGAAUCGCAAAGAAUUUUAGGAGCCGAAGGUCACUUUCGAAAUAUCAACAAAAGAUUACAGCAAGUUUUAAAUGCACAAAAAGAAAGCUAAACAUUGGAUUGCUGUGAGUUUUCCAAGCUGUAUGGACAUGUUCCAGAAGUAUUUUCUCCUAACAUUUGGCCCGCAUGUAUGACAGGCAUCCUCAGAGGUUGUGAGCUAUAUUGGAAACUAAGCAAGGGAGGUGUGUAUGUCUGUGGAAGGUCCAGUGUUGGAGAAAGAACUUUUGUUUGUUGGAAGCAAGUGUGAAUGUUGCAAUUAAUAACCUUGAUUAGCAUUGCAAAGCAUUGCAGCUUCGAGGCCUGGCUGAUUCCUGUCCAGAAGAAUCCUUUGUUGGGAUGUGUUAGCUGGCCCUGAUUGUUUCCUGUGUGGAAUUCCCCUGUUUUCAGAGUGUUAUUCUCUAUUUAAAAAUCUAAAAUUAGGACAGUAAAUAAAAACAGAUAUGUAAACCUCCCUUGCUUAGUUUCCAAUAUACCUUGCAACCUCUGAGGAUGCCUGUCAUAGAUGUGGGCCAAAUGUCAGGAGAGAAUGCUGGAACAUUACCAUAGAGCCGGAAAACUCAGCAACCCAGUGAUUCUGGCCAUGAAAGCCUUCAACAACACAAAGCUAGGCAUUCUUCAUGCAGAGUACAUGCUAUACUGUCUCCUAUUUCCAUAUCGCUGUCUUAUGUUAUAAUUUUAAGUAUAACUAAUUGCUAGUCCCAGCAAGAUUAGAUAGUUAAUAUUAACAUAAAUUCCAUUAAUUUUAAUCUAUCUAUGUAGUUGGGACUUUUUGGUGCAUCUCGGCCCCAGUAUAACUUCCUAACUUACUAUUGAGAAUAAGCAUUGCCAAAUACCAAGUAAGGACAGAAGUAAACAGGAAGUAGGGCAAAUCAACUGAAUCUUAGUUUGGCAGUUUUCCUUGGAGGAAAGGGGCCUCUGGUUUAUCCUAUUAUCUGCUGCUGUGGAAAGGUCAUCAUUUCCUGUUGCAAGAAGUAGAGGGAAAUAAUGAAUUCACCGCAGGGAAGAGCAGACAGGAUCCUAUAAGAGGCACUUAAAAUUGCUAAUAAAUAUUUAAAUAAAUGUUUAAAGAGCAAUAGUUCUAUAAAAAUGGAAUACUUGAUAUUGUAGAGUUUAGAAGUGGCACAUUGUGUGAUCUGCUCUAUUUCUUCUUUUACUCUAUCGCAUUAAAGUGCCUUUUAAAAGUUCUAAGCCUCAUAUAUAAUAAAUACAUGCCAUGACUUAUUUUUUCAGAUUUUUUUCUUUUGUGCUUUAAUUAUUACAGACAUACAAUCUAACAUAAAGCAAACAUGUUUAUCAUUCUAUCAGUCAACUUAUUUUAGAAUUCUACAAAACCAGUUAAGGUCAAAUAUUUGAAUGUACUAUCUCAAAUAUGGCAAUAUAAUUUUGCCCAAAACUGUUUAAAAUUUAGUUUUUUGAAAAAACUAAGUCUUUAGUAUAGUACUUGGCAUGAUGUGUUUUCUACACUAUAGUAUUUUUGUUAUUUAAAUAUUUCACCGUGUUAUAUAAUGUAUGAGAAUUAAAGGAAUCCAGUUUCUCUGA